AUGGGACACACUCUCAAGGCUCGCAUGGAGGAGAAUUUUUUGGGGCUGAAGCAUCUCGGCCGUGAAGUAGUGGAUGCUGUCGAUGGCUUUUCUAUGGGGACUUUCUUUCUCAAUAUCUUGUCAUUCUCUUUUGGUAUUACCUACACUGAUCGCCAACGCCGAUCUUUUCCCUCCAUGACCUUUGUAAAACUACCAAAGACUCGUUUCGGACCUAUACGUAGCUCGCGCUUAGGUGACAGCGCGGACCCUUUAUUCGGCCUUCAUCCUUGCUACAACUUGCGGUGCGCACUUCUCAUCAUCUACCGUAUCAUCACUGUUACACGGACAGGAAGCGACACAGGAGGUAGACUCAGAGCUUAUCGCCAUGUUAUCAAGAUCAUAGUUGAAUCAUCGGCUCUUUAUACUGUAACUUUGAUCUUAUAUGUGGUUUUCUAUGCUCGCGAAGACAUCACUUUGCAUUACUUCGACUGCCUAGCAGGAAUUGCAAGGGGAAUUGCUCUGACGCUCCUCGUCGGGCGUGUCGCAGCAGGUCACGCUCGCCCUGACGACUCGUGGCAAGGAAGCCGAGAUUACAUGAUAAGCAACGACUUCGGCUCAGAAGCUCAGGUGGGAGAGGGUGAACAUCCCCGUCACACACUGAAGGAAGAUACUGCGGACAAGGUUGUCAUAGGUGGAGAUGAUGACCCCGGGGCCCGGCUGGAGACUAGAAGACAGUCAUUUGAAUAACGAGAAUGUCGUUCAUGGGGAUGACCCUCGGAA
Messenger RNA from Guyanagaster necrorhizus, 759 nucleotides. RefSeq lists its product as uncharacterized. The transcript has 6 exons. The record is from RefSeq and is a predicted model, not a curated record. Lineage: Eukaryota; Fungi; Basidiomycota; Agaricomycetes; Agaricales; Physalacriaceae. The coding region runs from base 1 to 726 and encodes 241 amino acids.